AUGGGCGAGGCAUUCCAGUGCUAUCCCAUUGUCGUCGGCAUCGUGUCCCACAUUGACCUCAACACUCUCGAUGCAUUGGCCCGCUCGUGUCGUCUUAUCCACGAUGGCCUGAUCCAAUACCGAACGAGUCUCAUGGCCGCGACGCUGCGCUGCUCCCGAGAGGCUGUACCGGUCGACCCAGAGCAGACGCUGCGAUACCGCGCGCGAGCGAGCGACUGGAAUUACAUGGACGAUGGGCGCAAUCAUAACGGGAAAGCGGGCAGCUGCGCUCGCGACCUGGUCACUGAAUGCAGGAGAUGCGCCGACGUGAUUUGCAGGAACUGCGCCAUCAAGCCUCCUCUCUCGACUGCUCUGCGCGAGCGUCACCGUCGGCUGUGUGUCACUUGCGCCAAGGCUCCCAUUGCGGCGCUCGCGUCGCCGGCGCUGGAUCCAUCGUUGCCUCUCAGCUCCGAGGCUGUACAACGCGCGAUAUGUCAGUGCGACACCGAAGGCGUCUGGCUAUGCCAGCCUUGCGGCCAUAGCAUCCGCAAUGCAGACCACGACUACAAAGGAAUCUGGCGCUGGCGCACCAAAUACGGGGGCUUCACCGGCAUCGGAGACGGCGACCGCGGCGUAAUAUGUGGCCGCGAGGAAGCCUGUCUCGCUGCUCGCGAGCGGGAGCAGGAGACCGACUGCGAUGCCGAAGAUGCCCGGGGCAACACCCUGUCCAUCAUCGACGAGAUGCGCCAUCAGCGGACGCCGUCGCCGCAGCUGGGGCCGGGAUACGAGAGGCACGAAAUCGAGGGCAUAGGCGGCAUCGUCAAGCGCAAGCUUGUCCGCAUGGUGCGGGUGGGGGCCUGCGUGCCUGAGUGGGAGGACGAAAAGGGCAGCAACAACAAGAUUCUGGCUCGUGAGGUGAAUGGCGCGGCACGAAGCUGGUGCGGCUGGUGCUGGAGAGUCAUUCCGGGCGAGAAGGACAAGAAGCAGGUUGCAAAGCAAUGA
Trichoderma citrinoviride is the source of this 981-nucleotide messenger RNA. RefSeq lists its product as hypothetical. Bases 1 to 981 code for a protein of 326 amino acids. Lineage: Eukaryota; Fungi; Ascomycota; Sordariomycetes; Hypocreales; Hypocreaceae. The transcript is spliced from 5 exons. The record is from RefSeq and is a predicted model, not a curated record.